GCUGAACCUGAAGCUGAAGACGGAGACCUGGGGACCCUGGCGUGCGGGCGGCUCCCGCCAGGUGUGUUUUGUCCUGGGUCACGGUGAGCAGGUCGUGCUGCAGGCCUCCGGCAAGAGACUGCAGGUCAGCAUCGGGCCCGGCCUGCCUAACACCUCACGGCCGACCAGGAAGAACAGCCUAACACACCAAAGCAGCUUGCCAAGGGUCCCCCAGAACUACCCCACUCGGCCGGCGCCCCCACCCCCAGUGUCCCAACAAAAUGGAAGACCGAACGCCACCAGACAGCCAACCAAUCAGAAUUACAGCUUCCCGCACCAGUCACCCAAUCAGGGGCUAAUGUCAAGCAACAUGACCCUCCCCUUUCUGCCUCCGACCUUUAAUAUUAUGCAGCUGGAGGACAGAGGAAACGAAGUACAGCUCAAUUUAGAGUGUCUGAGGGUGCCUGAGCAGGGAGCCGCAGGGUGAGCAUCAGGGCACAGUAACACGUCUCUCUCUCUCUCUCUCUCUCUCUAAACAUAACUCCUCCAUGGGCUUGAUAUGAUCAAGAAUCCUCCCAUAACUGUACUUGCUAUUUAUACUAAAACUGUCAUAAAUAGCCUGAAAUAAGCAGUUGGAUGAUGUAUGAAUGGAUGUCACGUUUAUGUGGGAUUUUAGAUAUUAAUUAAAACUCGAAACAUACAUCCAUCAGUCUUUCAACUACUUCUUCAGUUCAGGGUCCCUGCAGGCUGUGGGGCUUCCCAGGCAGUGAGAAACGCGCAGGGCAGGCUUACACCCCGCGUGGGAUGCCAGUGAGAAACGCGCAGGGCAGGCGUACACCCCGCGUGGGAUUCCAGU
This is a messenger RNA of Paramormyrops kingsleyae, 835 nucleotides long. Lineage: Eukaryota; Metazoa; Chordata; Actinopteri; Osteoglossiformes; Mormyridae. The record is from RefSeq and is a predicted model, not a curated record.